CAAGUGUUAAUAUUUAGAAAGUUAAAAGCAUAAAAUCUUGCAAAAACAUGGAAAAUUACGAAGUAUCAACCUAUAAAGCUGAAAAAAAUGAACCACGUCAAAAAUCUGUUUACACGUCUCCAUCGAAGAACUCAUUCAAUCCAAAUGCAAAGCCGUUUGAACCAGCUUCGCCCUACAAAGUUUAUAGAUAUCAUAACGACGAUGAUUUGAUGACUGUGGGACCUUCACAUGUUCCUGUGAAUGCCAGGGUUUUUAAAGAAAUUGCAAGUACUCGCCAAAUACCAGUUUUACCGGUAUUUAAGUCUAAUCAAUAUCCUUUGCCAUCAAUAUCAACAAUAAGUGGAGCAUCAAGUGGUUCACUUAGUGAUGCUAUAACUAUUACAAGUAUCCCUCCACCUUUUGAAUAUGAUCGUAAACGAGAUGUUGUUGUAUUCAAGCGUGAAUUUGGACCUGUUGCUACUAACGAAGGCGUUGAAUUGCGUCUUAGGUAUGGAGUUCGUGUUUUCAUAUCUGUUGAAGGAGGAGUGCUUGUUGAAAAUGGUGACAUUAGCAUUUCUGUUUCAUCUAAUAAAUUCUUGUCUUCCUUAAAACAUCCAAUGGGUCGCAUAUCUCAAAUUGGAGAUCGUGCUGAUAUUGUCGCAUAUGAUGGAAUGGAUAAUAAUAACUUUAUUCGAUAUGCAAAGAUUUGGAAGGAUUGCAUCGCUUUAACAGCUAGAGGUUGUGCAUUGACAUAUUUAGUUGAUACAGCUGGCACUCGAACAACUUCUGAGCAAGUGAACCGAGAUUGGUCACAUGAUUACUGCAGAGAGACUUAUUUAGAUGGAAUGAAUUUGCGAAAUAUUUACCAAACAAGCUAUGCUGCAAACCAUUAUCGACACAGAGUUGAUGAUGAAGGAACAGACAUAUUUUACAUCUUCAAUGUUCGCGUAACACAAUCUGAAGAUGGAAUGGUCCGUAUUCAAUCUGAGCCGUUCUCAAUUCGUACAAGCGUUGAAAAUCGGAAUGUAACAUUGAAAACUCCAUUGAUUCAUUGUACCGCAUCAAUGGGUACCUCACCGCAUUUGUUUGUUCGUAUGAAUGAGCGACGUGUUCAUUUUGAUGGAACUAACUUUGUUGCUCGUAAUAUGGGACACUCAAGCAGCUUCGAUGGAGCAAAUAAUUUGCGUAUUCAUUGAUUUUCAACAAAAAAAGGUCGGUGAUAUUUGUUUGAAAAUUAUCGAUGAAAUUUUCUUUUAUUUUUUGUCAGAAAUGCCUUAAUAUUGUUUUGAUAUGCUCCAUUAAUAUUUUUUUUUCGAUACUCUUAAUUUUGAACCUGGCCAUGAUUUGAGCAUUAAUAUUUUUUUGUAACAAGAACAAUUUCAAAUUGAACAAUUU
Messenger RNA from Chironomus riparius, 1374 nucleotides. The record is from the annotation of a GenBank genome assembly. Lineage: Eukaryota; Metazoa; Arthropoda; Insecta; Diptera; Chironomidae.